CCUGCGUGGAGUGCUGGGACCGGGCGUGUACCUGGUUCUAGUUCCAGUUUAGCUUCGGAGGAGUGCAUCUUUCACUCACGAAGUGCACCGUGCAGAAGCCUGCCGUUUCCACGCCCAGCCUGUUAGGUGCUGCCCUCCGCUAUCAUGUCCAAGUCUUUGAAAAAGUUGGUGGAAGAGAGUCGGGAGAAGAACCAGCCGGAAGUGGACAUGAGUGACCGCGGCAUAUCCAACAUGCUGGAUGUCAAUGGCCUGUUCUCCUUAGCCCAUAUCACACAGCUGGUCCUCAGCCACAACAAGCUAACAACUGUGCCACCAAACAUAGCAGAACUGAAGAAUUUGGAAGUGCUUAACUUUUUUAAUAACCAGAUUGAGGAGCUGCCCACGCAGAUCAGCAGCCUUCAGAAACUGAAGCACCUGAACCUCGGCAUGAAUAGACUAAACACUUUGCCUCGAGGAUUUGGCUCUCUCCCAGCUCUUGAGGUCCUUGAUUUGACUUACAACAACUUGAAUGAAAAUUCCCUUCCUGGAAACUUCUUCUACCUGACCACCCUGCGUGCACUCUAUCUAAGUGACAACGAUUUUGAAAUCCUGCCGCCAGAUAUCGGGAAGCUCACGAAGUUGCAGAUACUCAGCCUUAGAGAUAACGACCUGAUCUCGCUGCCGAAGGAAAUCGGGGAGCUUAGUCAGCUUAAGGAGCUCCACAUUCAGGGGAACCGCCUGACUGUUCUGCCCCCAGAACUAGGAAACCUGGACCUGACCGGUCAGAAGCAGGUGUUCAAAGCAGAGAACAACCCAUGGGUCACCCCAAUUGCCGACCAGUUCCAGCUCGGCGUGUCCCACGUUUUUGAAUAUAUUCGUUCUGAGACAUAUAAAUAUCUCUACGGCAGACACAUGCAGGCAAACCCGGAACCACCGAAGAAAAUAAUGACAAAUCGAAAAAGAUCAGCCGGAAGCCCCUGGCAGCCAGAACAAAUAAGGGGUUGGCAUGGGCUGGACUUCUGGUCCCUUUUCUCAUUAUUGCUUCUGUUCUCUCUUGCUCUGUCCCCACAAAUAAAUACAGCUAACCCUUGAACAAUACAGGUUUGAACUGAGAGGGUCCACUUAUACAUGGAAUUCCUUCCAUAAAUACUAGAAAUGUAUUUUCUCUUCCAUAUGAUUUUUUAAUAAGAUUUUUCUUUUUUAUUCUAAGAAUUCAUUAUAUAAUACAUAUGACAUGCAAAUUAUGUGUUAUUAAACUGUUAUGUUAUUGAUAAGACUUCUGGUCAACAGGAGACUAUUACUAAUACAAUUUGGGGGCAGUCAGAAGUUAUAUGUGGGUUUCCAACUGUGGGGGUUGGCACUUCUAACCCUGGUGUUGUUCAAGGGUCAUCUGUACAAUGUGUGUGUAUGUGUGUGUGUGUGUGUUUCUUUCUACCUGUCUUCCUAGUGCCCUCCUCCUUACCUUUUCAUUUCUUUUGGUAAGUGGCAGAUUUGUAAAAGUUUUUAAAACCAUUUCCAUUUGUUUUCUUAAAAUUACCAAAGACAGGAAACAGAGCUCUAAUUCAACUGCAAAUUCCAUAGCAGGCACAAGCUUCGGUUCCUUGAAUAGAUGUUCACAGAGCAGCUUAUUAUCCAAAGAAUAAUUAAACCAUGUAAUCAUUUAAAUGUCACAGUUAACACUGUUCACUCUUCUGUUUAUUCACAUAACUCAUUCUUUUGCUUUAUUAAAAAUUUUCUUAACCACUGAGAUAUUAUGUUAACUUACAAGUGAUUUUAAUAAAAUCUUGAAUAUGUA
Molecule: messenger RNA, 1774 nt
Organism: Phyllostomus discolor (pale spear-nosed bat)
Lineage: Eukaryota; Metazoa; Chordata; Mammalia; Chiroptera; Phyllostomidae
Gene: RSU1
Product: Ras suppressor protein 1
Exons: 9
Coding region: 145-1071 (308 amino acids)
Molecular function (GO): protein binding
Source: RefSeq, a predicted model, not a curated record